Suillus fuscotomentosus is the source of this 807-nucleotide messenger RNA. RefSeq lists its product as uncharacterized. The record is from RefSeq and is a predicted model, not a curated record. Lineage: Eukaryota; Fungi; Basidiomycota; Agaricomycetes; Boletales; Suillaceae. The transcript is spliced from 4 exons. Bases 1 to 807 code for a protein of 268 amino acids.
AUGUCCGACCACAACUCUGCCUCUGAUUCAGAGUCCAACAAACAACCUCCAGCAAAUGAAGAAGAGGUUGCUGUCCUGCAAUCUUACCUCGAGCAAUGGCGCUUUGCUUCUACAUCGGAGCGCAAGAAUAUAUUGAAAGCAGCUACAAUGGAAGCCCGGACAAAAGCACCAGUCAUGUCAAUUGUGCUGUUCAAGGCUCAUAAAGCGGUACAUAUGAGACAUGGUUCCAAAACCAUGCCAAAGCGAAGAAACCAGGGAAACCCCCAAUCAAGAUGGGGCAGAAAUGGACCGAGAGAAGCGUCAGACACACUCCAGAAAAAGGAGCUCUUGAAGAAAAUCAAGGACGAGACUGGUGCCAAACCCAGAACAAAGGAGAUGAUGAACCAUUACACAGUCCACCUAAACCGGCUGAUGGCAUCACUGUCACCAGAAGACCUUCAAGAAGCCAAAGAGAUGGCCGAUGAAUGGAAUAGUCAGGGUGUUCCAGAUGAUGUCAAAAUCGAGAUCGCGAGAAAGAAGGGCGACGACAUGAUCCAACAUUUUUCAUCGGAGAUGUGGAACCGCACGGGAAUGAGAGUGUUCAUUUUAUCAGCUUGGAAGGAUGGAGAGAGCAAGGUCCAGACAGAUGACUAUAACCAAGAGUUCGGUGGUGCCGAGUCGUUCAUGAAGAGUUACAACUGGAAAGUGAUUGAGCCAGAAUGGGACGCAUAUGCCACCAGUGUAUUCGAGGGCAAUGUGGACAAGAAUCCGGUUGCUCGGAAGAAAGGCAGACAGGACAACAUGUAUACCCUUGACAUCGGAGGAUGA